CCCCCAUUCCUCCUCCGAAAGGGGCCCGAGCCCGCGCGGGUCGACGACACGCCGAUGUAUUUCUUUCCGCGGAGGGGAGCGUCGUCGAGGCGGCAUUAAUAAUGUGGUACAGCCCUCCCUUCCGCGAGCGUGCUGUGUGCUGUCCGUCCGCGGGCCUCGUGUCCUGCGCGCCCGCCGCCCAUGGCGAGCCCGUGGCGCCACUCAAUGUCAGGACCCAUGGCAUCUUCCUCCGCGGUAGUCGGGAAGCGCGGCUCGAGGUCGAUGUCGCGUGCAGUUUUCGUCUUGUUUUCGUUGGACGCGACGCGCGGCGCGGAGCCGCGGGUGAAAAUAUUUCCGAUAGCUGAUCCCAAGAGUCCCCUGCUGCUCGCUGACGAGGAAGGGGGCUCAGGGCGGCUCUUGGCAACAAACUCGAGUGUCUCGUUCAGCCGGCAGAUAUCCUUUGUGUGCGGGCCGGGCCAGGGCGCGCCCGGCUCGGCGCCGGCCUUGGGCUCCUUGCUCGCCUGCUGCACCUAUACCUCUCGACGUGGCGCCGCGGCUUAGCGGGGGCGUCCCGCGCGAGUCCCGGUGUAUGCACUUGUACUGUCUCCGGGAUGCCCCCUACCCCGCCCCCCUCCGACCCGCUAGUUUGUCGACCCACGCGUAGCCGCGGCGUGUGGUGCACUCGCUGAGCACGUGAACGCCGACGCUGCCGUUGACGUCACUCGAGGAGGACUGGGGCGCGGCGGGGGCGGAGCGCCACACUCUGGUGGGGAGGGGAUGACGCGCAGGUCAGUCACUCUGCCCAGGCGUGCUCGCUCGCGGUCUCCUUCCUCCCCCACCUCCCCUACUCCUCCUGCCCCCCUGCUCGGCCCGCGCUGACCUCCGCGUUUCCCUCUCUGGUGUUGCAGCGCUACUACGGCGCCAUGGACCUCAAGGCGGCCGACACCCUGCUGUCCUUCGCGGUGCCCGCGCUGGACCAGCUGCCGUGCCGGAAGCGUUGCCUGUCGCCCGACCUGGCGCCCGCCACCCCGCCCACCACGGACUCAGAGGGCGAGGACCGCGACGACUGCCCGGCCAAGAUGCUGAAGGUGGUCGUCGAGCACCGCGGCGUCUCCGUCAUCAUGAAGGCCAACAAGGACGGCACGUGCUCCCCGGAGCCCUUCGGCGUGGUCCGCUCGGCGCGCACCCGCCUCGCGUCGCUGUCCUCGUCCUACUCGGGCGACUCGGACGCCUCCUGCGACGCCUCGUCCGACGACGCGACCAGCGACACCGCCUCCUCGUGCUGCGAGGACACGUCCUCCUCGUCCUCCGCCGCCGCCUCGCCUCUGGCCGCCGCCUACCGGCCGCGACGCCCGGCCGCCCCCGCCGAACCGUGGGAACGACAGAACAUCCUCAAAAGCCUCAAGUACAAGAUGAGCACCCGCAAGGAGGAGAUAUUCGUAAACAGCAAGGACACCAAUCGGGAGGGCAAACUAGCCACCGAAAAACCCACGGCCGCGCUGCCAGUUACCCUCCCCGUCCCCGUCAUGCUCCCCCAGGCCGUCCUGCCCCCGGCCGCCGCCCCCCAGCUCCGCCCAAAAAUGAAUCUCCCCCCUGUCUCACCGCUCAGCAGUAUUACGACGACCACCCCAGCCGCCCCCCGCGGCGCCGUGGCCAUCGCCCCCAAGCCGCCCGCCCAGACCGCCGUGAUCCUGACGGGCGGCCUCAUCCCCGUGCCGCUCAUGGUCAUCUCCAGCAGGCAGACCGCCAAGGCCUCCAGGUCGGCGUCCAGCCCGUGCAGGGAGGAGGCCGGCGGGCGCCGCCGCGUGUACGAGUGCCACUUCCCGCGCUGCGGCAAGAACUACUUCAAGUCCAGCCACCUCAAGGCGCACAUGCGGACGCACACCGGCGAGAAGCCGUUCGAGUGCCAGUGGGACCGCUGCGGGCGGCGGUUCAGCCGGUCGGACGAGCUGUCCCGCCACAAGCGGACGCACACGGGCGAGAAGAAGUUCGGCUGCGGCGUCUGCCAGCGCCGCUUCAUGCGCUCCGACCACCUCGCCAAGCACGUGAAGAGGCACCAGCGCGACCCCGGCGCCGGGCACGCCCGCGCCGCCCCCGCGCCGCUGGCCCCGGCCCCCGCUCCGCUGCAGCUGCCCGCGGCCGCGCUCCAGCCCUUCCAGCUCGCCCACGGCGUCAUCCCCAUCUCCGUCCAGGCGGCGCCGAGCCGCCGCUAAGCCCAGACCUCCCCUGCCGGGAUGGUCGCAAGCUAGAGACGUAACCGGUGCUUUUAAAUACUUAGUCAGCUGGUCUGAUUUUUCUUUGUCUAAGAAAUCAUAUAAAGUAUCUUUGCCGAGGCUAACUUUUUGUUUCGCGUGAAAGCGCAAAAAAUUGUUAGAAGCUGCCUGUAGUCAUGUAUAUAUAUUU
Messenger RNA from Frankliniella occidentalis (western flower thrips), 2382 nucleotides. Its product is annotated as Krueppel-like factor 10. Gene Ontology annotation, molecular function: RNA polymerase II cis-regulatory region sequence-specific DNA binding; DNA-binding transcription factor activity, RNA polymerase II-specific. Gene Ontology annotation, biological process: regulation of transcription by RNA polymerase II. Lineage: Eukaryota; Metazoa; Arthropoda; Insecta; Thysanoptera; Thripidae. The record is from RefSeq and is a predicted model, not a curated record. The transcript is spliced from 4 exons. The coding region runs from base 903 to 2192 and encodes 429 amino acids.